AAGAAAACUGUCAGAUGCACAUUUUGUUUACAUCUGUUGCGGCUUUUAAUAUUUGUGAUAGAAACUGAAAAUUUGCGGAAAUAUUUAAUUAAAAAUGUCAAAAACACAUUCGAAUUUAGAAGAUUUGCGAACAUAUUUCAAAACACACGGCAAAAUCCGAGAGCAAAAGGCGCACACAUCGAAGGUGCACUCUGUUGGCUGGAGCUGUGAUGGCAGACGUUUGGCCUCUGGCUCUUUUGACAAAACGGUGGCUGUAUACACACUGGAACGCGAUCGUGUGAGCAAAGAAAAUACAUAUCGCGGUCACACCGGCUCAGUGGAUCAGCUUUGUUGGCAUGCUACAAAUUCAGAUCUGCUCAGUACGGCUAGUGGUGAUAAGACUGUCCGCAUAUGGGACAUACGCGCCGGCAAAUGUUCGACUGUUACAAAUACAAAAGGUGAAAAUAUAAAUAUAACAUGGUCGCCUGAUGGCAAAACCAUAGCUGUGGGCAAUAAAGAGGACUUGGUGACAUUUAUAGAUACGCGCACAAAUAAAAUACGUGCCGAGGAGCAGUUCAAUUUUGAGGUAAACGAAAUUGCGUGGAAUAAUUCGAGUGAUUUGUUUUUCUUGACCAACGGCAUGGGCUGCGUACACAUUUUAAGUUAUCCCAGUCUGGAAUUGCAACACGUAUUGAAGGCUCAUCCUGCCACCUGUAUUUGCAUUGAAUUCGAUCCCACCGGUAAAUAUUUUGCCACAGGCUCAGCAGACGCACUUGUCUCGCUGUGGGAUGCCAAUGAGUUAGCCUGUCUGCGCGUGCUCUCUCGACUGGAUUGGCCAGUACGUACGAUUUCUUUCAGUCACGACGGAAAACUGUUGGCGUCGGCUAGCGAAGAUUUGCUCAUCGAUAUAGCUCAUACGGCAACAGGCGAAAAAGUUGCAGACGUUACUGUAGACGCGGCAACUUUUACAGUGGCCUGGCACCCGAAACAAUAUUUACUUGCCUAUGCUUGUGACGAUAAAGAUGGUAACGAUCGAAGGCGUGAAGCGGGUAAUCUAAAAGUUUUUGGUUUUUCGGAGUAAUUAGGAAAAUGUGAUGGAAAUGAUUUUUAAUAAAUAUGAGCUUAA
Anastrepha obliqua is the source of this 1105-nucleotide messenger RNA. RefSeq names its product THO complex subunit 3 (gene tex). The transcript has 5 exons. Lineage: Eukaryota; Metazoa; Arthropoda; Insecta; Diptera; Tephritidae. Gene Ontology annotation, molecular function: protein binding. Gene Ontology annotation, biological process: mRNA export from nucleus. Bases 95 to 1060 code for a protein of 321 amino acids. The record is from RefSeq and is a predicted model, not a curated record. Gene Ontology annotation, cellular component: THO complex part of transcription export complex.